Molecule: messenger RNA, 1157 nt
Organism: Saccostrea cuccullata (small rock oyster)
Lineage: Eukaryota; Metazoa; Mollusca; Bivalvia; Ostreida; Ostreidae
Product: 17-beta-hydroxysteroid dehydrogenase 13-like
Exons: 6
Coding region: 59-967 (302 amino acids)
Molecular function (GO): oxidoreductase activity, acting on the CH-OH group of donors, NAD or NADP as acceptor
Source: RefSeq, a predicted model, not a curated record
ACCCAGCUGUACAGAACCUAUCUUCCUCCACUCAAUGAAGAGUUCCACAUAAACGACGAUGUUGAACGUGAUCUUCAGAUUGCUCUUUUUGUUUGUCCUGGCAAUUUAUUUUUACAUAUUAGAAAUUUUUAAGCUGUUCUCUCCAGCAAAAAGGAAGGAUGUACGGAACGAGAUCGUGCUCAUCACGGGGGCGGGGCACGGAAUCGGCCGCGAGAUCGCUCUGGAGUUUGGCAGAUUAGGGGCGCGGGUUGUCAUAUGGGACAUCAACAAGAGUACAAACGACGCAACUGCAGAGGAAAUUAAGCGGAAUGGCGGUACAGCGUACUCUUACGUAUGUGACCUGACGAAGACAGACGAUAUUCGUACGACAGCGGACAAAGUUCGGCGGGAGAUCGGGGAUCCAUACAUUCUUGUCAAUAAUGCCGGGAUUCUAACAGGAGGGGAACUCCUUAAACUCAAGGAGGCUCACAUCAGACGCACCUUUGAAAUCAACACUUUGUCCCAUUUCUGGACUUGUCAGGAGUUCAUGCCGGCCAUGCUAAAGGACAACAGAGGGCAUAUAGUGACCAUAGCUUCCAUGUCAGCAAUGUCGGGUACAGCAUAUCUCGUAGAUUACAGUUCUUCAAAGUAUGCUGCUUUGGGAUUUGCUGAGGCUCUGAAUGAAGAACUUAGAACUAUGGGUAAAACUGGAGUAUAUACUACCACUGUAUGCCCAAUGUUUGUUGAUACAGGUCUUGUGAAACAACCAAAAGAUAGAGCAGGUAGAAUAUUAACACCUAAGGAGGUGGCUUUAUCAACGGUUGAUGGAGUACUAACCAAUGAAGAAAUAGUCUAUGUGCCUAAAAGAAUGAAAUUCCAAAUGACGCUUUCUGGAUUUUUCCCUAGAGACAUGAUUAAGUACACCAAAAAACUCUCAGGGGUUGGCAUCGAACCGCAAUAUGAGCCAACCACAUUUAAGACGGACUAAUGACAAAUACGUUACAAACUAGUCUUCCAUUUAUACAGUCUGCUAUAUUCAUAGAUGUUCAUUGUAAAUUGAUGUUGUACUUAAGAUAGACAGCAGCAAUUGAAUAAUGAGAAAAAUAUUAUUCAGAAUAUAUUUUAUUACAUAUUUGUCCUUAAAAUAAUCUUUUGAAACAUAAAUUAUUAGAUUUGGA